AUGCUGGCUGCUCAUCUUGUUUCGUUCUUCUUCACCAAACUUCAAGAGGACCCCACAAAGAAGGUGGAUAGGUUUCUGUAUGCAAUGCGUCUCCAUGACGACCAGCUUGAGGACAUCUCAGCCCGUUUCCAAGCUGAAAUGAAGAAGGGUCUUUCAGCCGAAAGCAACGCCGCAGCAGCUGUGAAGAUGCUCCCAACACAUGUUCGCUCCACUCCUGAUGGCUCAGAGAGAGGACAGUUUCUGGCCCUGGAUCUGGGAGGUUCCAAGUUUAAGGUGCUGCAGGUUAAAGUGCGAGAGGGUAUGGGGAUUAGGAAAGGAGGAGUGGAGAUGGAGGAGAAGAUUUAUCCAAUACCCAAAGAACUGCUCAUUGGGAGAGGAACAGAGUUAUUUGACCACGUGUCAGAGUCUUUAAAGGACUUUCUGCAGGAGAAAAACAUCAACUUGGAGAAGACACAUCCUCUGGCCUUCACCUUCUCCUUCCCUUGUGAACAGCCAACUCUAAACCAGGGAUUAUUAUUGAGCUGGAGUAAAAAUUUCCGUCUCCGAGGGCUUCAGGGGAAAGAUGUGGUCCAGUCUCUCAAGGGAGCCAUUGAAAGGACAGGGGGUAUGAAUGUGGAUGUGCUGUCCAUGGUGAAUGACACAGUAGCCACCAUGAUGACCUGUGGGUUUGAUGAUCAGAGAUGUGAAGUAGGUCUCAUCAUUGGGACGGGCACCAACGCCUGCUACAUGGAGGCGCUGCGUCACGUUGACCUGGUGGAGGGAGACGAGGGCCAGAUGUGUGUGAACACUGAGUGGGGAGGUUUUGGAGAUGAUGGGGCACUGAAUGAAUACAUAACUGAGUUUGACAGGGAUGUCGACGCAGCAUCCAACAACCCUGGGAAACAAAUCUUUGAGAAGAUGGUCAGUGGGAUGUACCUGGGUGAAUUAGUAAGGUUAGUUGUGUUAAAGAUGGCUAAAGUUGGGCUGCUGUUCGAUGGGUUUGUGUCGGACGCCUUGAGGACCAAAGGGAAGAUAACCACAGCAAAUGUGGCAGCCAUGGAGGAGUAUAAAACUGGUUUGAAGAACACCAGAGACAUUCUCACUGGGCUGGGCUUGACCCCGUCACAGGACGACUGCAUCGCUGUCCAACAUGUCAGCACCAUAGUGUCCUUCAGAUCCUCCAAUCUGGUGGCUGCAUGUCUGUCUGCCAUCCUGACCCGAAUAAAGAAAAACAGGAGUUUGAGGACAUUAACCAUCACGGUUGGCGUUGAUGGGACUGUGUACAAGACGCACCCACAGUAUCCUAAACGGCUCCAUAAGGUGGUGCGCAGGUUACUUCCUGAGAGCCAUGUCAGAUUUGUCCUGUCAGACAGUGGCAGCAGUAAAGGAGCUGCUCUGGUGGCAGCAGUGGCUCAACGACUCGCAUCACGGAGGAAACAGGUAGAUGAGACACUGUUUCCUUUUCAAAUGAGCCAAGAGCAGCUACAUUUGGUUAAAUCCAGGAUGAGAGCGGAUCUAGAGGCAGGACUGAAGAAUAAAAACCCCUCUACCAUCAAGAUGCUGCCCUCCUUUGUGUACCAUACUCCUGAUGGAACAGAGCGAGGAAAAUACCUUGCCUUGGAUCUGGGAGGAACAAACUUCAGAGCUUUGCUGGUGAACUUCAAGAAAGGUCUGCACCAGAACACACGGCUGUACCAUAAGAUCUACACGGUUCCGAUGGAGAUAAUGCAGGGAACCGGAGAAGAGUUGUUUGAUCAUUUAGCACAAUGUGUUAGUGACUUCCUGGACUACAUGGGGAUGAAGAACGCUCAUCUUCCUGCAGGGUUCACCUUUUCUUUCCCCUGUGAGCAAACAGCCAUUGACACGGGCACCUUGUUGACCUGGACCAAAGGGUUCAAGGCCACAGACUGUGAAGGACAUGAUGUGGUGAACAUGCUCAGGGAGGCCAUUAAGAGACGCAAUGAGUUUGACUUGGACAUAGCAGCGGUAGUAAACGACACGGUGGGGACCAUGAUGAGCUGCGCCUACGAAGACCCUGAAUGUGAAGUGGGACUAAUAGCUGGAACGGGCACUAAUGUUUGUUACAUGGAGGAUGUGAGGAACAUUGAGAAAGCUGGAAGGAAAGAAGAAAGAGGAGAGGGAACAGCUAAAGGAGAACAUUAUCAGGAUGAUUUGACAGAGUCAGAGAAGAAGCAGAGAGAUGCAGAUGCACAGAGGAUGUGUAUAAACACAGAGUGGGGGGGUCUGGGUGACGACGGCUCUCUGAAUGACAUCAUCACACCUUAUGACGCUGAGGUCGACCAGAACUCACUUCACCCUGGAAAACAAAGGUUUGAAAAGCUGACCAGUGGGAUGUAUUUAGGAGAAAUUGUCCGUCAAGUCCUGCUGGAUUUAACCAGAGGAGGUUUACUGUUCAGAGGUCACGUCACUGAAGCUUUAAAAACACCUGGGAUAUUUGAAACGAAAUACCUGUCACAAAUAGAGAGUGACCGUCUGGCGCUACUGCAGGUCAGAUCCAUUCUCCAGCAGCUUGGCUUGGACAGUAACUGUGACGACAGCAUCAUUGUCAAAGAGGUAUGCGGCGCUGUGUCACGUCGUGCAGCUCAGCUGGUCGGGGCAGGAAUCGCAGCCGUGGUCGAUAAGAUCAGAGAAAACCGAGGACUGGAACACCUGAACAUCACUGUCGGAGUUGACGGGGCACUUUACAAACUCCAUCCACAUUUCUCUCGGGUCCUCCACGACACUGCCAAAGUUUUGGCCCCUCUGUGUAACGUGAGCUUCCUGCCGUCAGAGGAGGGCAGCGGGAAAGGAGCUGCCCUCAUCACCGCUGUGGCCAAACAGAAGCAGCAGAUGUAAUUUAUCUCAGAUGGAAACUAAAAACUAAGAAAAUCUCACUGGCUUCCCACCUGAU
This is a messenger RNA of Sphaeramia orbicularis (orbiculate cardinalfish), 2890 nucleotides long. Its product is annotated as putative hexokinase HKDC1. Gene Ontology annotation, biological process: glycolytic process; intracellular glucose homeostasis; carbohydrate phosphorylation. The record is from RefSeq and is a predicted model, not a curated record. Bases 1 to 2835 code for a protein of 944 amino acids. Gene Ontology annotation, cellular component: mitochondrion; cytosol. Gene Ontology annotation, molecular function: fructokinase activity; D-glucose binding; ATP binding. The transcript has 21 exons. Lineage: Eukaryota; Metazoa; Chordata; Actinopteri; Kurtiformes; Apogonidae.